UUGUGCCACUCUGCCUGCAUUACUGAGUGUUAGAGCCGCACCGGCUUGUCUCAGACUCUGUUUGCCUGCCACGAAUCUCACCUUGAUCCAGACUGCUCCUGUUUAUUCUCUGAUGCUCUCAUGCUCAUUUUUGACCCCUGCCUGCCUGACCCUGAUUUAGCAUUGUGGCCUUUUAGCUGUGCUAGUCAAAUCUGCUGCAAUUGGAACCAGCCGUCUGCCUGUUUUGUGACAGCAGUCUUCUCUGAAACAAAGCAGCCCUAAAUCAAUCACUUUUCGGGCUUAAAGAUUACGGCUGGCUUUCGCAUCACUUUCAGCUGGAACUCCGAGGUGCUGGACUCACACCGUCCUCGGUAACCACCGCCCUGCCUGGCAGCAGCCUCUCUGCAGGGUGACAGACAGAAUCCCUCACAGGAAUCAUGGGUUCUCACAGCUCCAGCCUGGACGACAUCCUGGAGGAGGACAUGCACCACUGGUACACCAAAUUCAUGAGGGAAUCUCCUUCAGGACUGAUCACGCUGUUUGAGCUGAAGACCAUGCUGGAAAUGAACGGCAUGACGGAGGAAGCCAGCAGCUAUGUGGACCAGGUCUUCUUCACGUUUGACAUGGACGGGGAUGGCUACAUAGACUUUGUUGAAUACAUUGCUGCUAUAAGUUUGCUGCUGAAAGGAGAAAUCAAUCAGAAACUAAAGUGGUAUUUUAAGCUCUUCGAUCAAGACGGAAAUGGAAAAAUUGACAAGGACGAACUGGAGACUAUAUUCAAGGCUAUUCAGGACAUCACCAGGAGCUACGACAUUCCUCCAGAGGAGAUUGUGACUCUAAUAUAUGAGAAAAUCGACGUCAAAGGAGAAGGUGAGCUGACGCUGGAGGAGUUCAUCAGCGGAGCCAGGGAGCAUCCUGACAUCAUGGAAAUGCUCACCAAAAUGAUGGACCUCACACACGUCCUGGAAAUCAUCAUCAAUGGUCAACGGAGGAAAGCGGUGGACUGACAGGAGGGAGAAGGUCACUGACCUCUGAUGAAGAUCCAGUCCUUCAGAUGUGUUGCUGGGGGAACAGAUUCUUCCCUGCUUUCCUUAACUGUUUGUGCAUUUUAAAAAAAAAUAGUAUUUUGAAAAUCCUCUACAGGUUUUUCUAUUAGAGCUCAGUUGAGGGAACCUGACUUAAGUUCCCAUGGGUCAGCUUUUGCACAAAAAGAUGCUUUUAAAGCAAUUCAAUCCGUUUUUACCUUUUAAAUCAAUGUAUUGUUAAAAAAAAUCAUUUAACCUGUUUUUUAAUUGAGUUUCAACACGCUUACGUAAGAUUUUAGCGUCUAAAUGGUCAUAAAUAAGUCCGAUUACUUUACUUUUAGGGAAGCUGAUUUUUCAGAUCUGUGUGGAAGCUGAUUGUAAAUGCAGUAACUGAAUGUAAAAUAAGGGUUUUAUAUUUAAUUCACGAUGUUGCCUUCAAAAUGAGGAUUACGAUUAAGAAUAACAUGAUUAAGAAUAACGUGUUUGAAAAUACCAGUGUCUUGACUUUUUCCAUACCAAUUGAUGUGAACUUCGUUUUUGCAAAACAUUCAACUGUAAAUACAUUCAUCUGAUAGAAAAAUGAUCCAAAACUGAGUUACAAUACAAUAAAAAAACUGAUAAUUGCAA
Oryzias latipes (Japanese medaka) is the source of this 1631-nucleotide messenger RNA. It is a transcript of the gene guca1c, whose product is annotated as guanylate cyclase activator 1C. The record is from RefSeq and is a predicted model, not a curated record. Lineage: Eukaryota; Metazoa; Chordata; Actinopteri; Beloniformes; Adrianichthyidae. Gene Ontology annotation, molecular function: calcium ion binding; calcium sensitive guanylate cyclase activator activity.